GCGAACCAAAUAUCUUAAUCAACACAUGAUCUUUUUCUAAAACAAAAAUAAACUCAUAAAUUAAUUAACAAUUUGAAAUUAUUAGUAGUAAUUCAGUAUUUUAAUUAUUAUGGGGUCGACCUGUUUUUUCUGUCGCCUAAACUACCCCUCGAUUGGGACGGAAAAUAAUAUCCCCCUGUUUUUGACCUGUCUCUCCGCCGUUAACGUGAACUCGGUCGAAAUCGAGGUCCUUCUCCACCUCGGAAAAGAAGAUUUUCACGCCUGCCCCCAAUGCGUCGCCAUCCUGGAAAAAAUCUCCUCCCACUUGUUCCAACUUGGUCAAGAAUUGAACAAUAUUUACACAAUUUUGCAAAAUUGCGACGCAAAAGGCGCCAGUGAGCUGGAUAAAUUGAGGAGACAAAUUAUCCAAAAUUUCGAUCCAAACGUACACCUGAAUUUGUUUCAGCCUGUUCCUACACCAAAUAAUGAUGACCCCACCAACGUGGAGGAUUUCGCUGACCCCAUUAAGUCCGAGAUUAACCCCGAAGGUUAUCCUGAACAAGACCAAAUUGACCUCGAACUAGUCAAGGUUGAAGCGGACGGUGAAACGGAAGUCGAACUGGGUGAUUUCAUCCUCUUUCCGGACGACGUUGAGCCUGAUUACGUACCUGACACUGAUCCCCUCGAUUCCUUGUCCUCUCCUGAAGAUUGUCCCGUGGAUGAUCCACUCGCAGACCCUCCCCCUGCUCGGAAGCGACGAAUGUCAUCGCCACCAGAGCCAAAAUGCAAAGUUGCGAAAACAGCUACCCCAGUUAUCACGGAAGACCAUAUAGCCAAACUUGUUGAACGUCUCCCGUUCCAGUGUCACAUUGAAAAUUGUUGCCAACUCUUCGAGACGAAAGAACUGCUCGAAAAGCAUACCAAUCUCCGACACACUGUCCACGCUUGCGUCACGUGCAACAUAUUUUUUCCCCUCGUCAGCCAACUCGACCGCCACAUCGUCACGGUCCACCCCGAACAGCCGAACCCUUUAAAAUGCCCCACGUGCGCAAAAGCCUUUACGAAACGACACAAUUUCAACAACCACGUCAAAAGGUGUCACGUUGUCGUGGAGGAACCCGACGCAAGCAAGUUCCCUCGAAUCGGCUGCGUGCAAACGUCCGACACCACGUGGACGUAUCUCGACGUCGCGAUUUCUCUCGUAGGCGACAAAUACGUCUGCAGUCGGUGCGACUGUACAAGGCCGACAAAGGCCCUGCUCAUGACCCACAUCCGGUCCCGACAUACGACCCACCUCCCCUUUGCAUGCGGCUUUAUCGGGUGCGGUUGGCCUUUCGCGAACCAACUUCUGCUAGACGAUCACCUCGCCAAAUCCGGUCACGGAAGAGAGGCUUGCAAAUUCUGCGGAAAAUUAUUCUUUAAACGUUACAUGGGCGAACAUGUCCUUUCCGUGCACGAGGGAUCUAACCGAUUCAUCUGCCAGACAUGCGGAAAGGGUUUCCACACACAAUAUGCCUGCACGAAGCACGAAUCCUCCACGUGUCCCACCCGAAGUGGUACGAAAUCCACGAAACUAACUGCAGAAGAGAAAUCUAGACUACGCGCCGCCCGAGAAUCAAUUUUGGGGCAGGAAAUCGUUUCAAACCCGUGCAAACAUUGCGCUAAGAUAAUUUUUGGGUCAUUGGCGUCUCUUUCGUGUCACCAGGACAAAUGUCGCCACGGCGUGGUGGCGAAAGAGGAGGAAAAACUUGGCCGAGGAAUUUACCUUAUCGGUGGCGUCGUGGAAAUCGCCACGGUCGUCGUUCUUACGGAUCCGCAAGUUCUCAGGUUAAAAUGUAGCGCGUGUAAUAAAACCUUUGUCCACAGACCGGAAGCCGUAGCGCAUGUGCAGGCUCAUCAUUGUGGUCAAUCUUCUUAGCUCUUGUAGCAAGCAUUAAAGCCAAAUUGAACCUAAACUAACUUUAGCCUUAAUUUGUACGUAUUUAAAUAUUUUUAAAUUAACAUUAAAAGAAUAAUUGAUAUCAAAUAAAUCAUGAUAUCCGCUUGCUCCCAA
This is a messenger RNA of Folsomia candida, 2032 nucleotides long. Its product is annotated as zinc finger protein 26. The transcript is spliced from 7 exons. Bases 110 to 1897 code for a protein of 595 amino acids. NCBI's taxonomy places the organism in Eukaryota, Metazoa, Arthropoda, Collembola, Entomobryomorpha, Isotomidae. The record is from RefSeq and is a predicted model, not a curated record.